Molecule: messenger RNA, 1470 nt
Organism: Lotus japonicus
Lineage: Eukaryota; Viridiplantae; Streptophyta; Magnoliopsida; Fabales; Fabaceae
Product: GATA transcription factor 28
Exons: 8
Coding region: 269-1189 (306 amino acids)
Biological process (GO): regulation of DNA-templated transcription
Molecular function (GO): protein binding; zinc ion binding; sequence-specific DNA binding
Source: RefSeq, a predicted model, not a curated record
GAAAAAGAUUUUGACUUGGAACUAGGCUCUGUCUGUCGUGUGUCUCCCUGUCUGUCUCUGAUCUCAUUCCUCAUCCCUUUUCAUUACCGACCCACCCUUACCCAUUUUCACUCGCAUUUCAUUUUCCCCCCUUUACUCUCUCUUGCUCUUCAUCUUCUUCCUCACUUCCUGUCACCCAAUCCUGUGCCUCCUUGCGCUUCUGGGUUGUUCUGCAAAUCAAUCCACAACCUCCAAUUACCUUGCCCGUAUUUUGGGCUCUCUCUGUACCAUGGAUAGUAUUAAUGGGGGUGAUUCUCGGACACACAUCAGUGAUGAACAACAUUCUUUGCUUGGUCCAUAUGUGCAAGAACAUGAGCAUCAUGAAUUGCACCAUAUGAGCAAUGGGAAUGGGAUUGAUGAUGAUCAGAAUAACGGUGACAAUACUAACUGUGGUGGAGGUGAGAGUGUGGAAGGUGAAGUUCCCUCCAACCAUGGAAAUAUCCAUGACAAUCACACUGUAAUGGUGGAUCAAGCGAGUGAUGGUGGGGAUCAGCUUACAUUGUCUUUUCAGGGCCAGGUUUAUGUCUUUGACUCGGUUUCACCAGAUAAGGUUCAAGCUGUACUGCUGUUACUGGGAGGCCGUGAAAUACCUCCAACUGGGCCUGCUAUGCCAGUUUCUCCUCACCAGAAUAACCGGGGGUUUUCUGGUACUCCACCAAAAUUCAGCGUCCCUCAGAGAAUAGCAUCAUUGAUUAGAUUUCGUGAAAAGCGGAAGGAACGAAAUUUUGAAAAAAAAAUCCGUUAUACUGUUCGUAAAGAAGUAGCGUUGAGGAUGCAAAGAAAUAAAGGUCAGUUUACAUCUACCAAGUCCAACCAUGAUGAAUCUACUUCAAAUGCAACAAAUUGGGGAACAAAUGAAAACUGGACGGGAGACAAUAAUGGAUCCCAACAGCAAGAUAUUGUUUGUAGACACUGUGGCACCAGUGAGAAGUGCACACCAAUGAUGCGGCGUGGGCCUGAAGGGCCAAGAACCCUCUGCAAUGCUUGUGGACUUAUGUGGGCAAAUAAGGGAACUCUGAGGGACUUAUCAAGGGCAGCAGCACUCAUGCCUGGACCAAAUUCUUCAUUAAACAAGAAUGAGAACAAAAACCCAGAGGCCAGCCAGAUAGUGCUUAGAGUCCCAGGAGAUGCUGAUGAAUCAUCAUCAUAGACCUUUAUAUUUUUGUCAUAUAAAGGGCUAGUUCGGCAUUUUUGGCGUAAAUUUUUGAAUGAGCUUUCUGUUUUAUAUAUUAGUAAAACCAUGUAAUAUUGCACAGCUAGUUCUUUUUGGACAAUUUGAUUCAUGUUGGGUUCCAAACAGCUCUAAUGAACUCUCAGAGGUUUUUUGAGUUUGAGCAGUUGAAUUGUAUUUUAAGAAAAUUGGUCUUUAUGUUUGUUUAGUUAAUGAAACUACUUAAAAUCGGGAAGGGGUUCAAAGACAACUUUUUUGAA